UAAUAUCUACAGAMAAAUAGAAAAGUUUAAACAKGUAUUGACUUUCUUUACAAUGAACGAAUGGAAAUUUACAAACGAUAAUGUAUUGAAGUUAUGGGACAAAUUAUCUGUGGUCGAUAAAAGUAACUUCUUCUUUAAUGCUGCUGAUAUUGAUUGGGAAUGKUAUGGUKUUACUUWUGUAAGGGGUAUUCGAGUAUUUUUGUUUAAAGACCCGAUGGAUACGGUGGAAGAAUCAAGACCUUAUUAUAAUAGGUUAAAAAUAGCUCAUUAUACGUUGAAGUGGCUUAUUUAUGCUUUGAUUCUUUGGAUUUUAUAUUCUAUAUUAUAUUCUCUUUUCACUUACAUAUUUUAUUUCUGACAAUCUGUUAAAUACAGCAA
Polistes dominula (European paper wasp) is the source of this 378-nucleotide messenger RNA. RefSeq names its product fatty acyl-CoA reductase wat-like. The record is from RefSeq and is a predicted model, not a curated record. Gene Ontology annotation, cellular component: peroxisome. Gene Ontology annotation, molecular function: alcohol-forming very long-chain fatty acyl-CoA reductase (NADP+) activity. Gene Ontology annotation, biological process: long-chain fatty-acyl-CoA metabolic process. NCBI's taxonomy places the organism in Eukaryota, Metazoa, Arthropoda, Insecta, Hymenoptera, Vespidae.